Molecule: messenger RNA, 1589 nt
Organism: Branchiostoma belcheri (Belcher's lancelet)
Lineage: Eukaryota; Metazoa; Chordata; Leptocardii; Amphioxiformes; Branchiostomatidae
Product: tumor necrosis factor receptor superfamily member 11B-like
Exons: 6
Coding region: 161-1084 (307 amino acids)
Biological process (GO): immune response; signal transduction; apoptotic process
Cellular component (GO): membrane
Molecular function (GO): transmembrane signaling receptor activity; protein binding
Source: RefSeq, a predicted model, not a curated record
ACUAUGUCAAUUGGUGAUCUGCGAUCAAGAUCACGGGAUCAUCUCGUGAUCAUGAAAAGUUGGGGAUUCCCCCGUGAGUCACCCUUUGUGUUAGCCACGCCUCUUGUAAACGUCAUAACGACGUAACCACACAGCCAGAUGUUUUCAAAGUUCCUGAAAAAUGGCAGCUUUACUCCGAAGUGCUGUUGUCGUCAUCCUCACGACGGUCCUGUUCGUGGCUGGUGAGCCAGUACAGAACGUUACCUCAUCCCCCAAGUUCAAAUACAAAGAUCCAGCGAGCGGACGGCGGCUACUGUGCGACCAGUGUCCGCCUGGAACACGUUUGAAGGACUACUGUACAGCCAACAGUCCCACCGUAUGCCAGGUGUGUCCUGACAAUCACUUCACCGAGUACUAUAACUGGGAACCCGAAUGUCGUUACUGCAACGAGUUUUGUGGCAAACCCAACCAGAAAGUGUCGGAAGAAUGCACCACGACACACAACAGAAGGUGUGAGUGCAUACUUGGCUUUUUCCUGGACCUUGAGAUUUGCCGCGCACACAGACGAUGUCCACGUGGGCAUGGGGUCGUGAGAAAAGGCACCCCAAAUUCUGAUGUAGUGUGCCGGAGGUGCAAACAAGGAACCUUCUCCGAUGAGACGUCCAACACCGUCCCCUGUCGCCCGCACAGGAACUGCACUGCACUUGGCCUGACCUUCAAACGACACGGAAGCCGUCACCGUGACGCAAUCUGUGCGGAUUCACAAUCUGAGGAAACGGAUCGUCCUAACAACAGUUCAACUACGCAAACCAUUGAAGACGAUAACCUUCGCAAAGCAGUCGAAUACGUCGCCAAGAAUUUGUCGGUCCGCUGGCAGAAGUUUGCCAAGAACCUGCCCGGUAAGAAGGUUCCAAGGAGAGUCCUUAAGAAGAUCAAAGACUCGAACUCCAGCCGCCGCCAGAGGGUGACAGAAGUGCUGACUGCCUGGGUGGAAGUCAACGGCAAGAAGGCGGAUGUGAAGGGGAUAGAGAAAGCUCUGAGGCGGAGUGGACAGAAAGAACUCGCCAAGAGGGUUGGAAAAAUGUGUGUGUACAAGGCAGCAUGAGGGAAAUACAUGUACGUGAUUUACCAAGUCUUUUAUUAUCGGGCGUGCUGUGUUAGUCAUUUUAUGCCAAGAAGUUGUAUGGUUUCGCAUAGAUAUGUAAUAUGGUUUCACAGCCAUAUUCAUAUGACAUUAUACGAGAAAUAUAUGUUGCUAUAAGAUGUAUAUCUUGAAUCAGAGACUUGUAAAAUGUACAUGUUUGUUUACCAGUAAGUUAUUUGAGAUACAGAUGCAAGUUUUUAAGUAUUGAUUGACAUGCAUAUUUCUGUUAUUUCAUAAACGUGAAAUCAAACUAUGGCAAGAACUUUGCUUUACUGUCCUAAUUGUCUGUAGAAAAAUUUUAUUUUCAGAUCUUUGUUAGAUCAUGAAGGAAGGUGUCUUUUCCAACUGUAACGUUAUUUAUAACUUUACGGUAAUUAACUGUCCACUGCCAAACUACUGAGGCUGAGUUGAAACUGUGCUGGAAUUUUCAAUACAGUAGUACUUCAAUAAACUUGCUGUUCACCUU